Molecule: messenger RNA, 1782 nt
Organism: Fulvia fulva
Lineage: Eukaryota; Fungi; Ascomycota; Dothideomycetes; Mycosphaerellales; Mycosphaerellaceae
Exons: 1
Coding region: 1-1782 (593 amino acids)
Biological process (GO): transmembrane transport
Molecular function (GO): transmembrane transporter activity
Source: RefSeq, a predicted model, not a curated record
AUGCCUCAAUCUAGACCUGGGUCCCCGUCCAGACCGGGACCCUCGCGGACACCAAGUGUCUGGUCCAAGGUCACCAAGUCUGCUGGGCCAUCGAGAAACAACAGCGCCAUAGAACGACCGACCGGACCAUCAAGAGCAUCGAGCGUCUGGAAUGGACCUGCUGUGAAGGCAGACACCGUUCACGCACCCUUUGUCGGCACACCUUACACAAACACACCAGAGACCGGAUCUCUAAACGAGAAAGGAUCAGGCCUCGGGCGCGUGGUAGGAGGCAAGCACAAAGAAUCCAACAACGAAGCAGGCGUCGGCGCAGACUAUGGCCAACUCCUCGAAAUCAACGAAGAAAUGCCCCUAACCCUGACCGAACUCGUCCAACAAGAUGGCAAAGAAUACAUCAUGCUGCACUUCGCCCCCGGCGACCCCGAGAACCCCUUCAACUGGAGCAUGGGCUACAAACGCUUCGUAACCGCCAUGCUCGUCCUCAUGACCCUCUUCAUCGGCCUCGCAACAACAGCCUACAGUUCCGGCAUCAGCAGCAUGGUCGUAGACCUCGGCACGACCAACGAAAUCGGCCAACUAGGUCUCUUCCUCUUCAACUUCGUCUGCGCCCUCGCACCCAUGAUCCUCGCUCCCUUUUGCGAAAUGGUAGGGCGCAAGGUGAUCUACGCGGGAGCAUACUUCUGCUUUUGCCUUUGCUUCGUCGGCCUGGCAUUGGGAAAGAACAUCGCCACGAUCCUCGUCAUGCGCGCCUUCCUCGGUCUGUUUGGGUGCGUGGGUACGAUUUUGGUGGGAGGCACUUUCGAUGAUAUGUAUGAACCGCGCCAGCGCAGUGAGCCGAUGGCGAUGUUUUCGUAUAUUGCGAUCUUGGGCACGGUGAGCGCGCCGAUUUAUGCGGGGUUCAUCGACCUUACGAUCGGACGGAGGUGGAUAGAGGGGAUUCAGGGGUUGUCAAAUAUCCCUCUCCUGAUCUGCAUUUUUGUUUUCUUCCCGGAGACAAGAGGUGGCGUUUGUUUGCACAAACGAGCCAUGAUCCUGCGCAAAGCUACUGGAGACGAGCGCUACGUCGCACCGGACGACAUUGAGACGCCGUCUCUCAAGGCCAUGCUCAAGGCCUCGAGCGUCAAAGCCAUCCGAAUGCUCGCAACAGAACCUGUCGUCUUCGCCUUCGGACUCUGGAUUGCGUUCUCCUGGUUCGUGGUCUUCCUCUUCCUGAGCGUCAUCCCCAUCACUUUCAGCGAGAAGCGCGGCUGGAACGAAGGUGUAGCCGGACUUCCAUACAUUUCCCUCGCAAUCGGCACAACGCUAGGCUGGCUGGCCCAUCACCUCCAAAUGCGCAAAUACAGCAAAAUCGUCGACGACCCAGAUCGAAAGGUUACGCCCGAAGACCGCCUUUACGGCGCCAUGUUCGGUGCCAUCUGGUUCCCUAUUGGUCUCUUUAUUUACAGCUUCACGCAAUACGGCUACGUCCACUGGAUCACGCCAACGAUCGCGCUAGCACCUAUCGCGUUUGGGAUAUACUUUGUGUUUGAGAGCACGUACUCGUACACGGCGGAUUGUUACGGGGAGAACUCGAGUAGUGCGAUUGCUGGGCAGGGAUUCUUCAGGAAUACGCUGGGAGCGGUCAGUCCGUUGUUUGCGAGUCAGAUGUUUCAUGGCAUGGAGAGUCAGUGGGCGGGGUUGUUGUUGAGUCUUUUGGGGACGGCGUUGAGUAUGAUUGCGUUUUUCAUGUACAAGUAUGGGCCGAGGUUGAGGGCGAAGAGUAAGAGGGCGAGGCAGUAUUAG